UCACCCCUAACCCUGGGCAUUCUUGAUGACCAGCGAUAAGCGAUAAGCAUCCCCACCCUUGGCAAAGGCGGUCAAUUUUUGCAGACGGUCCCAAGGUGUGCAUCAACCCCGUUGAGGUUGUGCUCCUGUUACCAAAGACAAGCGUCGAUUCCGAGCUCCACGAUGCGUGUCGACAACUGCUUCUUCUGCGGGAGGCCCGCAUGGCCCAGCAAGGGCAUUACCUUUAUGAGAAAUGACGGCAAAUCCUUCCGGUUCUGCCGGUCCAAGUGCCACAAGAACUUCAAGAUGAAGCGCAACCCACGCAAGCUCAAGUGGACCAAGGCGUACCGCAAGAACGCGGGCAAGGAGAUGGUGGUGGACAGCACGCUGCAGUUCGCGGCGCGGCGCAACGUGCCCGUGCGCUACGACCGCGAGCUCUUCGCCAAGACGCUCAAGGCCAUGGAGCGCAUCAGCGAGAUCCGCGCCCGCCGUGAGCGCGUCUUCUACAAGAAGCGCAUGGCCGGCAAGCGCGCCCGCGAGCUCGCCGCCGCCCGCAAGCUCGUCGCCGAGAACGAGCACCUGCUACCGCGCCUGCGCGGCAGCGAGAAGCGCCGCCUGGCCGAGCUGGCGGCCGAGCGGGGCGUCGACGUCGAAGAGCUCGAGCGCGAGGAGCUGGCCAACGCGCGGGCGAGCAAGAAGAGCAAGGCGUUCGGCGGCGAGGUGCGCAGGCUGCGGGUGCGGACGGACGGAGGUGUCGAGGAGAUCACCGAGUCGAUGGGCGGUCGCAUGGAGGAGGAUAUGGACGACGACGACGACGAAGACGACGACGAUGGAAUGGAUACGGAUUAAGCGAUCUGUUGCUAAUGGGAUGUCUGGCCCUAUUCUCGCGACGCUCUGCUUCCCUUGGCUCCCAAGACUGCCUCCGUGGGGUUUUGGCGGUUGUCAUGCUGGGCCAAGAGCGGGUGCUGGUAUCGUGCAGCACCGCCUACGGCUAUGCCGAGAAGCAGAUUCUCCGGAGCCUAAGGCAAUGGCCCCGGUUCGAAUGCAAGUCCUCGGGUCGCUGGAGCACGCUUAAGAGACACUACCGGUUGGGAAAAUGGCGAAUUGGCGUUGAUA
This is a messenger RNA of Chaetomium strumarium, 1095 nucleotides long. RefSeq names its product ribosomal protein L24e-domain-containing protein. NCBI's taxonomy places the organism in Eukaryota, Fungi, Ascomycota, Sordariomycetes, Sordariales, Chaetomiaceae. The transcript is spliced from 2 exons. Gene Ontology annotation, cellular component: nucleolus. The record is from RefSeq and is a predicted model, not a curated record. The coding region runs from base 163 to 828 and encodes 221 amino acids. Gene Ontology annotation, biological process: ribosomal large subunit biogenesis.